GCUACGUGCGACUCGUUUGGGUCUGUGGAAGAAGAUUUAAAUGUUGUCUCUGGGUGUUUAUUUAUUUGUUGUCCGAACAUGGAAACCGAGUGUGAGGGAGGACUUACAGAGCACUACGGAUCUUACAAAAAAGUGGUUUGAAGUUGUGCUGUGACUUAAAGUGUAAAAAUAUUCAAUGGUGAAUUCAACAAGUUCGAUACUCGUUUAACACGUGGUAUUCAACUUCAAAUAAUAAUUCAAACUCUAAGUAAAUUCAUUUUGAUACACAAGCACAAAAAGAAAGUAAAGAACUCUUAAGGUCAAUUUCUGCUCAACUACAACAAAGGGCUACUACGGUGCUGUAAGUAGUAUGAACUGCAUACGGGGCAAAUGUCGGACAAUCCAGCGCAAGGAGACCACUACACCCGGGCUGGUCUACCUAUGAAGGAAAAUCAGUUACAUUAUUUAUUCACGAUCGAACAAAAUCGAUAGCGUUCCCGUUCAGGACCUUUCUCCCUGUACCGCGUAACGAACAACGCUGAUGAUGCGUGUUAGCAUCAUGAAAACAUGGUUCCGUUCACGAGAAGGCACGCACGAACGAACGAACGGCAACACAACAACAAAACAAAUCCUAGUCGACCACAGUGAAACGGUGUGUUUACAGCACGGGCACGGGCCAACUGGUAUGUGUCCCGGCUAUUGGUAGUAGUGUAAAGAGGACCGACGGUCCUGUUUGGCCAUCCAUGCACAGGAUCAUCGGAACGGACGUAUCGUCGAUCAUCGUCGUCGGUCGUAGCUUGCGCCUCAUCGGUGACGAAAGCAGCCUGUCAGCAUCGCGAUGUGUGAGCGCGGUUGACCGAUAUGGCAGUAUUGAUUCGACAUCGGCAACUGGAACGGUUCCGGAGAAAGUCGCCGGAGAGACCGAGCGGGAUGUCCAUUACGACAUCGUGUAACGUUUCCGUGCCGACAUGCAACCCAACACAUUUAUGAAGCUACCCUGCUGCUCGUGGAAGCUAUCUCCAGUUGCAUGACGUUGGUCAAGGCAAUCGCACGUAGAGCGUCCCACCAGUGCAUUUAGGGAAACGAUUCAAACAUUUAAUGCCCGCAAUUAGAGGCUCCAUCGUAGGAGAAGCGAGUUUCCGGGUGGGAAGAUAGCAGAAACAAAUACAUUCUAUCAAUUGUGCCAAAUGGAUGUGUAACGGGUAGAGUGUGUGACAGAGUGGCCAACAGAGAGUAAAGCUCAAGUGAAGUUUGUGAACAAAUCCAGCAGGAUUUAUUGCAGUUUCUGGAAAUCUUUUCCAAGUACAUCGCUACGGCUUAUAGUGCAUUUGCCCUGAUAUAUCGCGAUAGACCCGGUACCUCAGGCUUCUAGAAGGGUGAAGCGAAAAGUCGGCCAACGCCGUGUGCUGGCUCGCGCUAGCUACAGUACAAAAUCGCAGAUGACCGUUCCCCGAUCGAUAGAUUGUAAAUGAUUUAUGCAGUAAAUGCACUCGCUCCGCCCCGAUGCGUGAAUAACGAGGGCAAAUAGAAGUGAUUGGAGUGAAAAAAAACACAAAUGCAAGUGAACCAUUCCUAACAGGAAAGGAGUAGUGGUCGUUCACCAGGUUUUUGCUGCCAUGUGUUUCAAUUGCACGUCAGUGAAAGAAAAAGCCUAGUACAUGUGCAUCUUGUCCUUAGUGCCUGCAACGACUACAAACGAAACUCUCGGUGCAGUUUGAUUAGUAAUGAGUGCAAGGCAAAGAUCGCAUAGUUGUAGAGAUUCACGUGCCUCUAUUGACGCCUCUCGGAGCUCUGCUCGCCUGUGUAACGGAGGCCCAGCGCUCAUGAGGCCACGCACUAACAGCCCCGAAGAUUCAGUAGCCGUAGCAGUAUCGUAUUAUAGUGCCACAAAACUAUUACCGAACUCCAUCGAAGCUCGCGAUCAGCAUUUUGAAACACGAAACGAUUCGUCUACUCUCGACGGCCACACACCACUCACAGAUCCCGCUGAAAGUCACCGAUCGCCUAACACGGUCCUGUCGCGCAUGGCUACCAAUAAGCUGGCAGAAGGUGUCGAGCAUUUGAACCACUUUCCCGACCCGGAUGACGUCGGAGGUAGCUUCGAUGUGCUGUUGCCAAACUGUAUUGUGCAACAGGGACGGUCGUACGGUGAGGAAUCUAGAGCGGACAGGCAGAAUCCGUGUUCUAGGGCGACACAUUCCAGUCCGGCUGGUAAACCUCGGAGCCGCCGGUACAGUCAGGACUCGUGUGCCCCCGUUUACGAACGGCUAUCCGUUGCGGGGUUCGUUAAAAAUGGCAUGAUUAGCGAUAGUUGCCAAAAUAUUAAGCAGAUGGCCCACCAACAGCACCAAGCGCUCAUGCGACAUAGUACGGACAAUUUGAGAUCUAUUAAUAACUACCAGGGGGGAGCUAUCACCGUCGGUGAGCUAUACCACAACCGCGAACCUGUCGAAAUGGCAACGUCGGUUGGCAUCGGUACGGCAGUGGGCAACGAACUGACCAAUCACGGUUCCAAGACAAAAUACUUCAUGCAUCGCAUGACGGCCCAAGACUUGGGCAGCGGUCUCGAACCGUCCUCCUCGCAGGACAGUACAGCCUCACCGAGCUCCACCAUUCUGCCGAAGUCAGUAGAAACCGUGGUGGACACUGACCCGACCACCACUACCACCACCAACAAUGGCUAUGCCACGGCAAUGGUGAAUGGGAGCGUUUCGAGCGCCAGUCCGAAGGAUACAAGCUUCAUUGAUAAAUUACCUCCGCUGGAAGACAUUAUGGAAAGCCCGAUGCUAAAGACGCCGGUCGAGAAGUGGCUCCAGACCGAGGAUCGGCUGUCCCGUGAAGAAGGCCCUCUGCCGUAUGGUCCCGAGGAGCCCAGCCGUAGUCCCGACCUUUACAGCAAUCUCUUUGGUCCGAAGAUAAGUGCCAGUGAAAACAUUCCCGGCACACCCAUGGACACACCGGACAUCGUUUCCGAGUUCAACAAAAGCUUCAAUUCCAGCACCACGAGCAUCAUCAACGAGCGGCGACGAUCGUCCUCGAAGUUGCUUGGGCUUGGUGGGGCCGACCGGAACGAUCCGGUCACAGUCGGCGGCGGUACGCACAGUUCGCUCAGCGAUCAACCUAUCGGCGGUACUGCACCGGGUGGCCAAAGUUACGGGGGUUCCCUCGGGAAGGGAAGCCUACGAAAUCUGCUCAAGCUACGCAAGGCUUCCGACCAGUCCCAGGACACCAGGCGUUCCAGUCAGCAGGAUAAAGAGGGCCUGGAUCCAGAGUCUCUGAUGUUUCGCGACGGUCGCCGGAAGAUAGACAUGAUGCUGUGCUACGAAGAGGACGAUCAAGGUGUGAUGACCGAGCUGGAAGCUUUGAAGCGUCACCAACGCAAACUGUUUCAGGAAAACCUCAUCCGCGAAGGCCUAGAGUUUGAGGUGGAGGACAAAGCGCAGGCGUUCGAUGGGAAAACGUUUUUCGUCAAAAUUCACAUUCCCUGGCGGACGGAGUCACGCUACGCGGAAGUGAUGAAUUUGAAGCUGCCGGUAAAACGGUUCAUUACAAUCAGUGUCAAGGAAGAGGAAACUGCCCUCCGUCGGCAGCAAAACAGAAUUUUGAGCUACUGGAACCGACUGAUGUCCAUGACCGAGUACAACCAUGGCCGAAUCGAAAAGGAGCCAUCCUUCUACUCGGCCACGGCAAAUGGAAAUCCGGAGGAGCAGUUUAUUGUGAAGGACCGCUGCACAUCUUACACAAGCGCCCAACGUAGCUUGAUCGUUAUGCAAAUCCUGAUGAGGACGCGUUUCGACGAAACGGAAAAGGUGAACAACGUUGGCAUUCGCCGACUACUUAACGACGGUACCUAUCUGGCCUGUUUUCCGCUGCACGAGGGACGCUACGAUAAGGAUCAUUCGUCUGGUGCUCUAUUCGAUCGCCGGCUGCUGUACCUGGAGUGGGCCCGUCCGAUCAAGUGGUACAAGAAACAGCCGCUCUGUCUAGUGCGUAAAUAUUUUGGAGACAAAAUUGCACUGUACUUCUGUUGGCUCGGAUUCUACACCAAAAUGCUGUAUGCUCCGGCUAUAGUUGGGCUGUUUUGUUUCCUGUACGGGCUCGCAUCGAUGGACUCGAGCGAUAACAUUCCGACGAAGGAAAUCUGUGACGAGAAUGGGCCCGGCAAAACGAUUCUGUGCCCGCUGUGUGAUCGAGCCUGCAGCUAUCAGCAGCUGCACGAGUCGUGCUUCUUUGCCCAGCUCACCUAUCUGUUUGACAAUCCGUCCACCGUGUUCUUUGCGAUCUUCAUGUCCUUUUGGGCGACCACCUUUCUAGAGCUGUGGAAACGGAAGCAAUCGGUACUGGUGUGGGAAUGGGAUCUGCAGAACAUCGAAAAUGAGGAAGACAUGCGACCCGAGUUCGAAACGACCGUUAAAACGUUCCGCAUUAAUCCGGUGACGCGCGAGAAGGAACCUUACAUGCCAACGUGGACUCGGGCCGUGCGUUUCGUAGCUACAUCUAGUGCCGUCUUAUUCAUGAUUUCUGUCGUCCUUGGUGCCGUGCUGGGAACGAUCAUCUAUCGAAUAUCACUCGUUUCGGUCAUCUACAGCGGAGGAGGAUCGUUUUUCCGUACGCAUGCCAAACUAUUUACCACCAUGACCGCUGCACUUAUCAAUCUUAUCAUCAUCAUGCUACUUACUCGGAUUUACCACAAGUUAGCUCUCUACCUAACGAACAUGGAAAAUCCACGCACGCAGACAGAGUACGAAGAUUCGUACACGGUGAAAAUAUUCGUAUUUGAGUUUAUGAACUUUUACAGUUCGCUCAUCUACAUAGCAUUCUUCAAGGGCCGGUUUUACGACUAUCCCGGUGAUGAUGUGGCGAGAAAGAGUGAAUUUCUACGGUUGAAAGGUGAUAUUUGCGAUCCGGCUGGCUGUCUGAGUGAACUUUGCAUUCAGCUGGCCAUCAUCAUGGUGGGCAAACAGUGCUGGAACAACUUUAUGGAGUAUUUUUUCCCUGCCUUUUACAAUUGGUGGCGUCAGCGGAAACACAAGCAGCUUACGAAGGACGAAACACACCUGCAUAUGGCAUGGGAGCAGGACUACCAUUUGCAGGACCCUGGAAAGUUGGCCUUGUUUGAUGAGUAUCUGGAAAUGAUCGUUCAAUACGGAUUCGUAACGCUGUUUGUAGCUGCCUUCCCGCUGGCACCUUUAUUUGCGCUGCUGAACAACAUUGCAGAAAUUAGGCUAGACGCAUAUAAAAUGGUAACGCAAUCACGGCGUCCGCUAGCUGAACGAGUGGAAGACAUUGGUGCUUGGUAUGGUAUACUGAAAAUCAUAACCUACACCGCUGUCGUGUCAAACGCCUUCGUUAUCGCUUACACUAGUGACUUCAUUCCGCGAAUGGUUUAUAAGUACGUUUACUCACCACAAUUCUCAUUGCACGGGUAUAUCGAGCACUCGCUUUCGACUUUCAACACCUCGGACUACAAAGAGGAGUGGGGCACUAAGACGGAAUCGGACCCGGACACCUGCCAGUACAGAGGUUAUCGUAACGGCCCGGAUGCCGACGAGCAGUACGGCCUAAGUCCUCACUAUUGGCAUGUGUUUGCGGCGCGUUUGGCGUUUGUCGUGAUAUUCGAGCACAUUGUGUUCGUGCUGACCGGUAUCAUGCAGUUCAUCAUACCCGAUAUACCGAUCGAGGUUAAGACGCAGAUGCAACGCGAACAGCUGCUAGCGAAGGAAGCCAAAUAUCAGCACGGGUUGAAGAAAUCGCGUGAAACGGAUUACGAAGAGAUUCUGCACACGCUGCGCGAGCAAAGCAACAACAGCAGGCAAGGAAUGCGUGGCAGCUGGGCACGUCGUCUAAGUAGGCUCAGUGAUGGACUCGAUGCACAUGUGGAAGUUCCAAACCGACCAAGACACUCGUUAGAAUCCACGGUAUGGGAGGUUACCUAGCAUUAGCUUCUGGUGCCGGACCAUUGAA
Messenger RNA from Anopheles stephensi (Asian malaria mosquito), 5943 nucleotides. RefSeq names its product anoctamin-5. Gene Ontology annotation, molecular function: chloride channel activity; protein dimerization activity. The record is from RefSeq and is a predicted model, not a curated record. The transcript is spliced from 12 exons. Gene Ontology annotation, biological process: chloride transmembrane transport. Gene Ontology annotation, cellular component: plasma membrane. Lineage: Eukaryota; Metazoa; Arthropoda; Insecta; Diptera; Culicidae. Bases 1704 to 5915 code for a protein of 1403 amino acids.